Paecilomyces variotii is the source of this 1249-nucleotide messenger RNA. RefSeq names its product putative Rossmann fold nucleotide-binding protein. The transcript is spliced from 3 exons. Gene Ontology annotation, molecular function: hydrolase activity, hydrolyzing N-glycosyl compounds. Gene Ontology annotation, cellular component: cytosol. Bases 298 to 1044 code for a protein of 248 amino acids. Gene Ontology annotation, biological process: cytokinin biosynthetic process. The record is from RefSeq and is a predicted model, not a curated record. NCBI's taxonomy places the organism in Eukaryota, Fungi, Ascomycota, Eurotiomycetes, Eurotiales, Thermoascaceae.
GCCCCCUCGUCGACGGUGAGUUAUCUAGAACAUCCCAAUGAAAUAGAUUCUAGACAAAGAAAUUAUUUCUCGAAAACUUGGCAGUUGAUAGAUUAGAUUUCAAUCCUCAUAUAAUACCUUGGAGGUGGCGAUAGUUCCUGUUCUUCUUGGGUGAGCGAAAAGUGGAGACGUUAACUACUACUUGCUUGCUUGCACUCCGUGCUUGGAAUCCUGUUCCGUUUCUUUUGCAUCUACUAAGUCAUAUAUAACAUUAUAUCUCAAGUCUCAAGACGAGACUAUUCCCCGGUUCGAGGAAUCAUGACGACUCCUCAGCAGACAAAACCCGCCGUGGUUUGCGUAUUUUGCGGCGCCAUCUCAGGCAACAAUCCAGUUCAUCUCGAGAGUGCGCGCGCCCUCGCGCGCACCUUUCACGAGAACAACGUACAACUAGUCUAUGGCGGUGGCACGGCCGGUAUUAUGGGCGAGCUUGCUCGUACUCUUGUCUCAUUAUCAGGCCCGCGUGCGGUUCACGGCGUGAUCCCUCGCGCUCUCGUGUCAGUUGAAGAAGGAUACAAGGAGAGCAAUGCGACCUCGACAGCAGGGGCUACUGAAAUCGCCCAACAGCGGUCUGGCGGAAAGGCGCCAGAGCGAAUCCUUCCGUCAUCAGGCAAGGACGCCAUGGUUGAGGAGACACCUUAUGGGAUCACGACGAUCGUCGAGGACAUGCAUACACGCAAGAGGUUGAUGGCGACGAAAGUGCUAGAGGGAGGACCUGGGUCUGGGUUCGUCGCUCUGGCAGGUGGUUUCGGUACGAUGGAGGAGGUCAUGGAGAUGACGACGUGGAAUCAACUCGGCAUUCACCGCGUGGGUAUCGUGCUGUUGAAUGUGGGGGGUUAUUGGGAUGGUGUGUUGGCUUGGGUGCGGAACGCAGUUAAGGAAGGGUUCGUGAGCGAGGCAAAUUCAAACAUCUUGGUCGAAGCGAAGGAUGUCAAUCAGGUCUUGGAGGCGUUGAGGAAUUAUAAAGUGAGCGAAGGGCGACUGCAGUUGAAAUGGGGACAAGAGUAAACUGUGGAGUUGGGGAAUGACGUGCUCAGGUUCGAGAUAACCCAUUCAACCUCAAAGGGCCGUGAUCUAGAUGCGUGGAUCCGGGGAACUUCAAUAUAGAUUGAGAAGUCCCGGCUCACUGUACAUAAUCUACAGAUUUACGCUAUAUAUGAUAAGAAGAUAGAUCCCGCUACGAAUCGAUGAACUGCUAAAUGAUGAGACGAGC